Empidonax traillii (willow flycatcher) is the source of this 2340-nucleotide messenger RNA. It is a transcript of the gene THOP1, whose product is annotated as thimet oligopeptidase 1. Gene Ontology annotation, cellular component: mitochondrial intermembrane space. The transcript is spliced from 13 exons. Gene Ontology annotation, biological process: peptide metabolic process; proteolysis. Gene Ontology annotation, molecular function: metalloendopeptidase activity. Bases 162 to 2219 code for a protein of 685 amino acids. The record is from RefSeq and is a predicted model, not a curated record. Lineage: Eukaryota; Metazoa; Chordata; Aves; Passeriformes; Tyrannidae.
GCCCCCGGUGCGGCGCGCGGGGAAGGCGGGAGCGGCGCGGUCCUCCACGCUCCCACAAUGCCCCGCUGUCCCCGCCCGCCUCCCCGCGCGGGGCACAUGCUCGGUGCGUGGCGCCGGCCCGGCCUGUUCCCGGCCCCGUCAGCACCCCCGGCACCGCCGGCAUGGCCCCCCCCACAGGGAAUGUCGUGGACAGCCAGGCGCCCCGGCUCGUGGCCAACCAGCUGCGCUGGGACCUGACGGCCGAGCAGAUCGAGGCCAUGGCCGCAGAGCUCACCGAGAGCACCAAGCUCGUGUACGACCGGGUGGGCAGCCAGGAGAGGGGCGAGGUGUCCUACGAGAACACCCUGAAGGCCCUGGCGGACGUGGAGGUGGAAUACACAGUGCGCCGGAACAUGCUGGAUUUCCCCCAGCACGUGUCCCCCUGCAAGGCCAUCCGCGCCGCCAGCACCGAGGCCGACAAGAAGCUCUCCGAGUUCGAUGUGGAGAUGAGCAUGAGGCAGGACGUGUACCAGAGGAUUGUCUGGCUCCAGGAGAAAGCAGAGAGUGCUUCCCUGAAACCCGAGGCAAAGAGGUACCUGGAGAGGCUGAUCAAGCUGGGAAAGAGGAACGGGCUCCAUCUGCCCGAGGAGACACAGGAGAAAAUCAAAGCUAUUAAGAAAAAGCUGAGUGUCCUGUGCAUUGACUUCAACAAGAACCUCAACGAAGACACCACCUUCCUGCCCUUCUCCAAGGAGGAAUUGGGGGGGCUCCCUGAGGAUUUCCUGAACUCCCUGGAGAAGACAGAGGAUGGAAAGCUGAAGGUCACCUUGAAAUACCCACACUACUUCCCUCUGCUGAAGAAGUGCUACGUGCCCGAGACGAGGAGGAAGGUGGAGGAGAUGUUCAACUCCAGGUGCAAAGAGGAGAACUGCCUGAUCCUGAAGGAGCUGGUGGAUUUACGGGCUCAGAAGGCCAACCUGCUGGGCUUCAGCACCCACGCGGACUUCGUGCUGGAGAUGAACAUGGCCAAGAGCAGCGCCACGGUGGCCACGUUCCUGGAUGAGCUGGCCCAGAAGCUGAAGCCGCUCGGGGAGAAGGAGCGGGCCGUGAUCCUGGACCUGAAGAAGAAGGAGUGCGAGAAGCGCGGGCUGGAGUUCGACAACCGCAUCAACGCCUGGGACAUGCGCUACUACAUGAACCAGGUGGAGGAGACCAAGUACAGCGUGGAUCAGAACCUGCUGAAGGAGUAUUUCCCCAUGCAAGUGGUCACCACGGGCCUCCUGGCCAUCUACCAGGAGCUGCUGGGGCUCACCUUCCACCUGGAGGAGAAGGCGCCGGUGUGGCACGAGGACGUGCAGCUCUACACGGUGAAGGACACGUCCUCUGGAGAGACCAUCGGCAAGUUCUACCUGGACCUGUACCCACGGGAAGGGAAGUACGGGCACGCUGCCUGCUUCGGCCUGCAGCCGGGCUGCCUCCUGCCCGACUCCAGCCGGCAGAUCUCGGUGGCCGCCAUGGUGGCCAAUUUCACCAAGCCCACGCCGGACGCGCCUUCCCUGCUGCAGCACGACGAGGUGGAGACGUACUUCCACGAGUUCGGGCACGUCAUGCACCAGCUGUGCUCCCAGGCGGAGUUUGCCAUGUUCAGCGGGACACACGUGGAGAGGGACUUCGUGGAGGCCCCGUCCCAGAUGCUGGAGAACUGGGUGUGGGAGAAGGAGCCGCUGCUGCGCAUGUCCAGGCACUACAAAACGGGCAGCCCCAUCCCGGAUGAGCUGCUGGAGAAGCUCAUUAAAUCCCGGCAGGCAAACACGGGACUCUUCAACCUGCGCCAGAUUGUCCUGGCCAAGGUGGACCAGGCGCUGCACACCCAGACCAAGGCCGACCCCGUGGAGGUGUUUGCCCAGCUGUGUGAAGAGGUGCUGGGUGUCCCUGCCACCCCAGGGACAAACAUGCCGGCCACCUUCGGCCACCUGGCCGGGGGCUACGACGCGCAGUACUACGGCUACCUCUGGAGCGAGGUGUUCUCCAUGGACAUGUUCCACACCCGCUUCAAGCAGGAGGGCAUCAUGAACUGCAAGGUGGGGAUGGACUACAGGAACUGUGUCCUGCACCCCGGCGGCUCCGUGGAUGCCUCCGACAUGCUGAGGAAGUUCCUGGGCCGGGAGCCCAAGCAGGACGCCUUCCUGGCCAGCAAAGGACUGAAGGUGGAGAGCAGCUCGCUGCCCUCGGGCUGCUGAGGCCCCCCUGCAGCCCCCGCCCACGCCCCUGCCCUCACCUGGGACCUGCCACCAAACCCGCCCUGGGCCACCCCUGCCUUGAGCUGCCCCUCCGGGGUCCCACCCUGAGCCCACCCUGGGC